CUCAGCGACGAAACGCGCCUUCUCUCUCACUACAUCGAUCAAAUGGCUUCUUCUUCACAUAAUCCAUACCAUAAAUCCCCCCAACCCCCUCCUCUGGUUGCUGUGCUGCUCUCUUACGAAGUUGGAAAGAGGGAAGUUUGGAACAGAGGAUUGCGAAGGAGAUGGGUAGCUUGGGCGAAGCUAGUGGAAAGGAGAUGUUUCCGAGCCCUCCAGAUCCUGUUAUGAUCGAACUCAAUCGAUUGGAGAAUCAGCUUAGAGACAAGGAGAGGGAGUUGGAACUUGCCAACUAUGCAAUCAAGGCCUUGAAAGUGACAGAACUUAUGAAAGAUAAAGCUGUAGUGGAGCUUAACAAUGAAUUGAAGAAACUUGAUGACAAGCUCAGAGCUUCCGAGAACCAACUAGAGCAGAAGAAUCUUGAUAUCAAGAGGCUAAUCAAUGAGAAAAAAGAAGCCUUGGCUGCACAGUUUGCUGCUGAGGCAGCUUUGAGAAGAGUUCAUGCAUCUCAAAGGGAUGAGGAAUACCUUCCAGUAGAGGCUGUUAUUGCUCCGCUCGAGUCUGAUUUAAAAAAGUACAAGAAUGAGAUUGCGAAACUUCAAGAGGAUAAAAGGGUUCUACAACGGCUCACAAAGUCUAAAGAGGCAGCUUUGAUUGAAGCAGAAAAUAUUUUGUGCACCGCACUCGAACGGGCACUGAUAGUAGAGACUGUGCAAAACCAGAACAUUGAAUUGAGAAGGAAAAUAGAGAUAUGCCAGGAAGAAAAUAAACUUUUGGAGAAAACACAUCGUCAGAAGGUUGUAGAAGUGGAGAAGCUUACUCAAACUAUUCAUGAACUUGAGGAAUCUAUUCUUUCAGGCGGUGCAGCUGCUAAUGCUGUGCGUGACUAUCGGCGCCAGGUUGCUGAAUUAAAUGAAGAGAAAAAAACUCUUGAGAGAGAGCUAGCAAGGGCUAAAGUUUCAGCAAAUCGGGUGGCAACCGUGGUCGCAAAUGAGUGGAAGGGUGACAGUGACAAAGUCAUGCCUGUCAAGCAAUGGCUGGAAGAGCGAAGAAUUUUACAGGGAGAGAUACAACGGUUGCGGGACAAGGUAGCUGUAGCAGAGAGAACUGCCAAGGCAGAAGCCCAGCUCAAGGAUAAACUAAAUUUGAGGCUGAAGACAUUGGAAGAAGGUCUAAAGCAAGCACCAAGCUUAUCAAUAAAGCAAGUUGAAAACUCCGAGAAAAAAUUUGGGUGCUCUUCAAAUGAUGAACCAAAAAAGGGAUCAACAUCUCAUGCAAGGGCUUCUGUUGCUGCCUGCAGACUCUCAGUUUUACAACAGCCUAAUUCUGUAUCAGAAGGUGUGGUCACAAGCAGAAAUAUCAAACCAACAAAUAGCUUAAAAAAGAAGUCCGUUAUUGGAGAAAAUCUGGUUAGAAAGAAUCUCUGCGCUCCAAAAAGCAAAUUUUUUGACAAUGAUGAUGGGAAGGAGAAUGCAGAAAGAUUUGCUAACACUAAUGGUAAUAUAACUAAUUUUAUUAAAGGGAAUACAGAGCCUUCACAAGAACUUAAAGCCAAAGGAUGUGGUGACAUUGAGUCACAAAAUAAGGGUGGUUCAGGAGAUGGCUGUGAUGUUACUGCUCAAAUAAAAAAAAUGUUUCCACAAGAAGUUACAGUCAAAGGAGUUGGUGACAUCAAGUCAGAAAAAAAGGGUGGUUCAGAAGAUGCCUGUGAUGAUUUGGUAUCAGGUUUUCUGUAUGACAGACUGCAAAAGGAAGUCAUCAACUUAAGAAAAUCACAUGAGGAGAAAGAUAAGCUGUUGAGUGCUAAGGAUGAUGAAAUCAAGUUGCUCCAGAAAAAGGUUGAUGCACUAGCGAAGGCAAUGGAAGUGGAGUUAAAGAAGAUGAGGAGAGAAGCAGCAGCUAGAGAAAAGGAAGUAUUGGUGAAGUCAGAGGAUACUAAACCAAGAAGAGAAACCCCAAUCAUCUCAAGAAGAGCUCUGAAUCAUCAGUAAGCCCCAAAAAAACUCAAGAACUUAAAUUUGCUUCAAUCCUCGUUUGAUGUUCUUAUGUACUGCUUGGGUGAGAUGAUUGUUCCUAUUUUAAAGACAUUUGUGUUUACAGAGGGAGGUCGAGUGCAAUUAUGUAAAACCCUAGACUUUCAUAUUGUAAAUUAUACACAUUAUGGAAUGAAAGCAAAUUCAGUUUUCUGUAAA
Molecule: messenger RNA, 2186 nt
Organism: Elaeis guineensis (African oil palm)
Lineage: Eukaryota; Viridiplantae; Streptophyta; Magnoliopsida; Arecales; Arecaceae
Product: microtubule-associated protein 70-5
Biological process (GO): cytoskeleton organization
Molecular function (GO): microtubule binding
Source: RefSeq, a predicted model, not a curated record